GCAGUUUAACUAUGAGUUUAACUAGUGAGAAAUCAGAUCCCGAAGUUGCCUUAUGUUAAAGGAGUGAUGGGUAUAUCGUCGGUUUGAAACCCGAUAUUCUGACACUAUAUUCUUUUAAACCGUAACACCCGGAGAGUAAGCGACUUCAUUAACCGUAGCAAGGCGGGCGAGGUAUUUUUUCUGACGACUUUAUGCUCUUGUACUUUUUUGAAGGCCUGGGGGAAAACAUAACAUUAAGCUAACGAUAGGUAGCCACCAUGUCGUGGGAAGAAAUGCCUUGUUUUCUGGCCUCGGCUCCGUGCUCGCCUCUACGCCGUUCUCAUGCUCUCUGAUUCCCUUUGACAACAAACAAGCAGAGGUAACUUCGCAUUCAGCUGUCAAUGCAGCUAGCUAACUGUUAGCAUUAUUAUUUAGUCAACACCAACGGUUUUACUCUAGCUUGUUAGCUUGCGAGCCAUGGCGGACAGCUUUGGUGAGCACUCCGGCGGCGGAGCCCUUGGCUUAGGCGUAACCGGACAGGGCAAUGGAUCUUCUUUGCUGCCUACUUUGGCCAAUUCUCUGCCGGGGGGACACUCGGCAGCCAGCGGUGCUCACUCCAGCUUUAACCCGGCCUCCCUUCCUCCCGCAGCAGUCGCACAGAGUGGCCUAACCGCUCUGGUGGGCCCUAUGUCCACUGUCACUGCUACCCCAGCAGCUUUUGGAAAUACAUUCACCCCCGGCUCCUUGCCGCAGGUUGUGGCCAUGUCUCCGACCCUACACGCCUCCUCGCCUCUCUCCGGUGUUGGGCUAGGGGUCGGUGGGGUGGCAGGAGCGGGCCUUCUGUCCCAAAUCCACGCCACUUCCUGGGAUCCGACCCUCAGUACGGAUUGGGACAACGAGAAGGCUUCCCAGCAGUGCAUUCUGAGGAUAAAGAGGGAUAUCAUGUCCAUCUACAAGGAACCUCCACCAGGGAUGUUUGUCGUGCCUGAUCCUCAAGACAUGACCAAGAUCCAUGCCCUGAUCACAGGACCGUUUGACACACCUUACGAAGGCGGCUUUUUCCUCUUCUUGUUCCGCUGCCCUCCCGACUACCCCAUCCACCCACCACGGGUCAAGCUCAUAACCACCGGACACAACACUGUCCGCUUCAACCCCAACUUUUACCGCAAUGGCAAGGUCUGCCUCAGCAUCCUGGGGACAUGGACAGGCCCGGCGUGGAGCCCAGCCCAGAGUAUCUCAUCUGUCCUCAUCUCCAUCCAGUCUCUGAUGACAGAGAACCCCUAUCACAAUGAGCCUGGCUUUGAACAGGAGCGCCACCCAGGGGACAGUAAGAACUACAACGAGUGCAUCCGCCAUGAAACCAUGAGGGUGGCUGUGUGCGACAUGCUGGAGGGCAAAGUCCCUUGUCCUGAAGCUCUGUGGAGUGUGAUGGAAAAGUCCUUCCUAGAAUACUAUGAUUUCUACGAGGGAGUGUGCAAAGAGAGACUGCAUCUACAGGGACAGAACAUGCAGGACCCCUUUGGCGAGAAGCGUGGUCGUUUUGACUACCAGGGGCUGCUGGGUCGCCUCAGCGCCACCCACAGGCGAAUACGUGAGAAAAGCGUGGCGGAGGACAACCACAACGACGACCAUUCAGACUCAGACACCAGCUCCUCAGGGACGGACCCUGACAGCCAGGGCAGCUCCCAGCCCUGACUCCCUGCACACUGCUUGACUCAAAGCCAGGCCAAGAAUUAAAGACAAAGGGACCUUUUUUUUGUUACGUUUGCACUGGAGGAGCAAAAUCACAGAAGAGAGUGCUACGCCCACGUCAAGGUUUGGUGAGUCCAGGGUUCAGGGUUUGAAUCAAGCUUCUGUUGUAUGGGUGUUUCUAAAUGAAAAUAAUUGGUAGUGCCCUCUUGGUGGUGAAAAAUGAACACCACUAGUCAAGUGCUGGCAAAUCUGGCCUGGAGCAGUGUUUGUGCUACUUUAGUAGCUCAAUAGCUGUCAUUUGGAUGUUCCUGAUCCAUUCUAAAAAUUGUUGGCUGCCUAGAAGCCUGAUAGAUGCUGAGAUUAACCAGCCAUUGUUGCUUGUGGAUA
Messenger RNA from Etheostoma cragini (Arkansas darter), 2058 nucleotides. RefSeq names its product ubiquitin-conjugating enzyme E2Z (gene ube2z). The record is from RefSeq and is a predicted model, not a curated record. Gene Ontology annotation, cellular component: nucleus. Gene Ontology annotation, biological process: negative regulation of apoptotic process. The transcript has 7 exons. NCBI's taxonomy places the organism in Eukaryota, Metazoa, Chordata, Actinopteri, Perciformes, Percidae. The coding region runs from base 457 to 1674 and encodes 405 amino acids. Gene Ontology annotation, molecular function: ubiquitin conjugating enzyme activity; cysteine-type endopeptidase inhibitor activity.